UUCAAUAUUUUUUAAGUAUAGCUCUUAGUUCUUUUGAAAAUUGUGCGUUAUUUGGAAUCCAGCAGUUGUCGCGAUCGGAAGCAUUUGAAAACGUUACAAUUUCCUGCGUUGAAAAUUUGCUGUCAUUUUAUGUGGAAUUAAGUCGUGUCUUAGCAACGACAUAAUAAUAAAAAUCUAAUCGAAUUUAAAAGUGUUUACAGAAGUUAAUUCGAAUAUAUUUUUGGAUUAACAAGAAAAAUGUUGCCCUUUCGUUGGGGCCUGCUUGGUGUGGCGCUAUUAGUCGCCUUUACACAUGGAGCAUCAAUUAACUCAGCUGAUGAAGUUCAAAGAUCCAAAAGAAGCUACAAACGUGGACAAACUCAAUCACAGUACUUAAAUUUUGGACAACCUGAACUUGAUGGUAAAGCAGAGGCUGAAGCUACAGAAAAUGGUUCCAGAUCUACAGUUUCUGGAACCCAUGGUAUGGGACAAGCUCAAAGUCAAUUCUCAAGUGGAGACUGCAGUGGCUGUGGUGUUGGUAGUCCCCUUUAUGAUUAUUCUACUGGAUCGCCGGACCCUCUUAGAUUGGACGGAAAUGUUAUCUCUUAUUCAGAUGGUAAACCAUCAUCUAUAAUUGGAAUUACUGGAACACAACCAGGUGGAGGUUUUGAUACUGGUGCUGGUGGUGUAGGUCAGGUCGGUAGACCUGGUGGUGUUUAUGGUUCAGGUAUUGGAGGUACACCUGAUCAAAUGGGUCAGCCUGGUAUUGGUGGUUACGCUCCAGGUACUGGUGCCGUAGGAUCUCCAGGAACUGUUGGUGCUGGACAAAUUGGAAGACCCGGUAUGGGCGGAGCAUUUGCUCCAGGUGCUGGAUACUCCCCCAGUGAUGGUGGUGCAGGUCAAACUCCAGGAACUGCUGGUGCUGGACAAGUUGGAAGACCCGGUAUGGGAGGAGUCUUUGCUCCAGGUACUGGCUAUGCCCCCGGUGCUAGUGGUGCAGGUCAAGCUCCAGGAUCUGCUGGUGCUGGACAAGUUGGAAGACCGGGUAUGGGAGGGGUCUUUGCUCCAGGUACUGGAUAUGCUCCCGGUGCUGGUGAUGCAGGACAAGCUCCAGGAACUGCUGGACAAGUUGGAAGACCCGGCAUGGGAGGAGCCUUUGCUUCAGGUACUGGAUACGCUCCUGGUACCGGUAGUGCGGGACAAGUAGGAGCACCAGGAACUUCAUACGCCCCUGGUUAUGGCCCAACUGCUGGUAGUGGUGGUAUUGGACAACAAGGUGCUCCAGGAACGGCAUAUGGUCCAGGUUCUGGAGUUCAGCCAUCAGGUGUUGGAAAACCUAGUUUUGGUGGAAUGGGACAACAAGGACAGAGACAGCCACAACUGAUCGCACCACCUGGAGUAUUGCCAGGACAAGGGGGGCAACAUCCUGGUGCUACUUUCGGUCCUCAAAUGCCUGGUUAUGGUCAAGGUACAGGUCAACAAAUACAACCUUCUGGCAAACAACAUAUUCCCCGAUAUGGUGCUGGUGUCCAACAGGUACCGUCAUAUGGUACCGAUGGCCGUCAACCAAGUGCUAGCGGCCCUUCGUAUGGACAGCCCGGACAACAGGCUCCUGGUCAACAAAUUGCACAACCUGGAACAUUCUAUAGACCAAGUGCUGGUUUCGCUCCCGGUCAACAAAAAGCACCACAAUAUGUUACUGACCAACAGGCCACCGGUUAUCCUCAACAACCUGGUUUUGCACCAGGCUAUGGAGGAGCUGUAAGACAACCAGGUGGAGCUGUACAACCUGGCACAGGACCACAACAAAUUAUGCAACAACCCGGUGCAGGUAUUAUUGGAAGACCCGGAGCUGGUGGAAUCCAACAAGGUGUAGGUGGGGGUUUUGGACAAACAACAGGAACUGGUGGUGGUAUUGGUCAACAACCUGGAAGUGGAGCUCAACCCGGGUAUCAAACGCAACCUGGAGGUGUUUAUGGUCAACCAGGAACCAGUGUUCCUUCCGGUCAAGAAGGAGGUUAUCAAACUGGUGGCGCUUUUGGUCAACCUGGUACGGGAGUUCAGCAAGGCCGUGUUCAACCAAGUGGAGGUCUUGUUCAACCUAGUUCAGAUGGCCAACAAGGUGGUGCUCAGCCUGGUGGCGGCUUCAGACAUCCCGGAGCACAACCUGGUGCUGCAUUUGGACAACCCGGAACCAUCGGACAACCUGGUGCAGGUGUUCAGCAAGGACGAGUUCAACCAAGUGGUGGAUUUGUUCAACCGGGUACAGGAGUUCAACAAGGAGGUGUUCAACCAGGUGCCGGCUAUAGACAACCCGGAUCUGGAAUGCAACCUGGUGCUGGAUUUGGCCAGCCUGGUGUUGGCUACGGCCAACCUGGAGUACAACAAGGUGCUGGCGUACAACAAGGAGUUGGUGUACAACAUGGCCGUGUUCAACUAAGUGGCGGAUUUGUGCAACCAGGUACUGGAGUUCCACAUGGAAGUGUUCAACCAGGUACUGGAAUUCAACAUGGAGGAGUUCAACCAGGUACUAGCUUUGGUAGACCUGGAGCUGGUGCACAACCUGGUGCUGGUUUUAUUCAACCCGGUUCUGGUGAUGGCUAUGGUCAACCAGGAUCAGGAGUUCAACCUGGAACAAGUUAUAUUCCUCAAGGUGUAGGUGUUCAACCUGGUACCGCCUAUGUCCAACCGGCUGUAGGAGUUCAACAAGGUUCAGGAGUAUCACAUGGUGUUGGUCAACAAGGUAUAUUAACUCAGCCAGGUGCUGGUUUCGGUCAACCCGGUGCUGGAUAUCAACCUGGCGCAGGUUUGACGAAACCUGGAACUGGAGUUCCUCAAAGACCUACAGGUGUACAACAAGUACCCAGUUAUGUUCCCGGAUAUGGACAGCAAGGUGCAGGAACUCAACCAGGAACUGGAGUUGGUUUUGGUCAACAACCUCAAAUGACAUUCGAUCAACCAGGUUCUGCUCAACAAGGUGGUGUUCGUCUAAGCGGUGGUUUUGUGCAACCGGGACGUAUGCAACCCAGUGCUGAAUAUGGCCAACCAGGAGCAGGAAUGGGUCAACAAGGUCAAACAGGAGUUGGUCAACAAGGUAGUGCUCAGCCAGGAACUGGUUUUGGUCAAUAUCCUGGAUCCGGUUUCACCCAACCUGGUGCUGGUUUUAUUCCCCAGCCCGCAGGAGGCUUACAACAAGGUGCAGGAGUACAACAAGGAGCUGGAAUUCAACAAGGAGCUGGAGUUCAACAAGGCGUUGGUGUUCAACAAGGAGCUAGUGCUCAACAAGGUACAGGCUUUGGUCCCGGCUAUGAUAGCACUUAUGGUCAACAACCUGGAGUUGGUGGAGUUUAUGAUCAAGUUAGUGGUGGUCAACCUGGUACUGGUGUUCAAUAUGGCCAACCCGGAUUUGGUCAACAAGGAGCUGGACAAACAAGUGGAGCUGGAGUUCACGCCCCAGGUGCUGGUGUCCAAACAGGUUAUGGCCAACCUACCGGCACAGGUGUUUCAGAAUACGGUCAAGGUCCACAACAAAUUGUUCAACCCGGUUUGGCCUACAUUCCUGGCGGUGUACAACCUUCCGGAGUACAACAAGGAAUUGCAGGAUCUGGAGGUUUAGUUGCUGGUGUGGGUGGUGCUGACGAUGCUUUCUCACAAGCUGAAUCAUCUAUUGGUAAUGGACAAGCCGCUGCAAGUGCUCAAGGUAAAAAGAAUGGUGGCACGGCAAAAACACAAGUACAGGGUACUUACAGUUCAAGCGGAUCCUUCAGUGCUAGUGCUAUGACCUCAGAUAGUGACCGUUCAGCAAGUUCUCAAGUAACAGGUGGAGCCGAAGGUGCCAUGAGUCAGUCUCAAGGUCAAGGUGGUGCUGCUCAGUCUCAAGCACAAGUACAAGUAAACGAAAAGACUGGAGGAACAAAGGCAUCAUCUCAAAGUGGUGGUAUAAUUCACCAAAGCCAGAGUGAGGUACAAGCUAAUGAUAAAGGUGGUUUGGCUGAUGCUCAGUCAAGUGGUCCAGGCCAAACAUCAUCUCAAGCUCAAAUUGGUUUUAGACCUGGCCAAGAUGGUGAAAUUGUACGAUCUGCAGGUGGUGGUCAAGCGUCAGCACAGUCGGGUGUACAUUCUGGAAACAGCCAGUCUCAGAUACAGGGAACUUCAAAAUAUGGCGUUUCUUAUCAUGGCGCUGCUCAAUCUGCUUCCGGUACAAAAGAACAGGUUGCAACCUAUCGUGAACAAAAUAGAGAUCUCUUUAACACAAUCAGCCAAUUCGGAAACACUGAUGCGGUAACUGAUCGUGUCGAUACUGUAUAUAAUCCAGCUCUUACAUCUGAGUCUGACAUACCCGAUUUGCAACUAAAAGCUUCCAAAACAAAUAAAGAAGUGGCAAACUCAAAUAAAUUAGAUGAUGAUUCAAACUUACCUGACGAAGAAGAUGAAGAAGAACCCUUUGAUGAAUACGAAGAUGAGGAAGACUAUUACAAUGAAAAUCCCGUUAAAAUGGCUUCAAAGCCCAAUGAUGAUAAAAACCAAGAGUCAUCAGCGUUAUAUCGCACUCAUACCCAAACAUCACCCACUCAAACUCAACAAGUCUCCGUUGCCGAUCCCACUAAAAAAUAUAAUGUAGUACAAAACCAAAAUGGACGUGUACAAACAUAUCCCUCACGCACAACUACCGAAACUGUGCCCAGUGGUUUCCGUGGCACCGUUAAUGUUGAGAAAAAAUUCCAUACCAAAUCAUUAGAACCUCACAAGUCCGAAAACAAACUAAACAUAACUGCCGACGAAAAACCCGAACACAAGUCAAGAACACCUGACAGUUAUGUCACCGUAACAAAAUCCGUUACCGGUAGCAUGGACAAUUCAAAGAAUCCUCCUCAAGAUAGCAAAAACUUCCAGUCCACCUAUUACACUAAAUCAUCUACUUGCGGUUAUUUCACUUUUUCUUGCAACAUAGUCUAUGGUGCAAAUGGUCGCAGCAAGAUCUGUCGCCCUAAAGCACCCACCAAUGGUAAAUGCUAAAAUUUACCAAACACUAUUUUAUAUGUAGUUUUAUACAAAUAAUACUAAUACGACUAAAUAUUCUGUAUCAUCAUUCAAGAAAUCAAUUCUAAAUAAAUAAGUGUAAGUUGUA
Molecule: messenger RNA, 5107 nt
Organism: Lucilia cuprina (Australian sheep blowfly)
Lineage: Eukaryota; Metazoa; Arthropoda; Insecta; Diptera; Calliphoridae
Gene: prc
Product: glutenin, high molecular weight subunit PW212
Exons: 16
Coding region: 238-4995 (1585 amino acids)
Source: RefSeq, a predicted model, not a curated record